Messenger RNA from Agrilus planipennis (emerald ash borer), 2206 nucleotides. RefSeq names its product mitochondrial ribonuclease P catalytic subunit (gene mldr). The record is from RefSeq and is a predicted model, not a curated record. Gene Ontology annotation, cellular component: mitochondrial ribonuclease P complex; mitochondrion. Gene Ontology annotation, molecular function: protein binding; ribonuclease P activity. Gene Ontology annotation, biological process: mitochondrial tRNA 5'-end processing; tRNA 5'-leader removal. Bases 150 to 1739 code for a protein of 529 amino acids. Lineage: Eukaryota; Metazoa; Arthropoda; Insecta; Coleoptera; Buprestidae. The transcript has 7 exons.
CGGCAAUCCGGCAAUUAGGUUAAGAUGCCUAUUUGUUAUUAAUGGAAGUUAAUAUUGUGUUUUAUUUUGUAAAAUGUUAUUUCUUACUCCAUAAUUAACAAUUAAGAACUUUGCAUGCACAGUAAUGGUAUUGUAAGCAGUUGUGUGCAAUGUGGUGUUGGCGAGUGUCUUGUACUUUAAAUUCGCGUAGUUUAUGUGGUGUUUAUGUUAAUUUUGUGAACUUAUCGAGACAUUUUUCUUCUUUGCGAACCACUAGGUCGGUGAAAGAAGAUGUACUUCCUUUGUUACUACCACCAGAUCUUCAAGAUAGUAAAGCCAAUGAUUGGACAAGUAUUCGGAAUAAUGUUAAGGAAAACAAGGACGUGCCCUUAUCUACAGUCGAUUUUGUGAUUUUAAAUUAUUGUUGUUCUACAAAGCAGUACAGUUUAGGCAUAAAGUUUUGGAAGUAUUUGGAGGAGGCAGGUAUUAAACCUAACCUUGCCACUAAAAGAAAAUAUCUUUAUCUUUUGUAUAAAUGUAGCAGGACAAGUGGUAAAAGGGAAGAGACACAGAUUUUAAAAUUGUGUGAUGAUAUACAGAAAGAGUACAAAGUGUUAGACCCUACAACUAGUGAACAUGUAGCUCAAGCAUUAUCUGUUACCAAAUGUUGGAGACAAGGUAUUAAAUUGUUAGAUGAAGUUAAAAUUACCGCAACUCCUACCACUGAAACAUAUUCAGCAGUUGCAGCAGCUGCCUUUGAAAAUUUAGAAAAUGAGUUAGGAUUGGAAAUAGUAAAAGAAAUUAUUGAGAAAGACAGGAAGCCUUUAGACUAUGUGUACAUGUCAUAUUUCUCCCAAAUAAAAAGUAAUUCUUCAUAUAAACAUGCAAGAGAAAAAAUUGAAGAGUUAUUUAAGUUCCUAGGGCAAUAUGACUUAAUCUUUAAUCAAAAAGAUGCUGAAGUGUUUGUUCAAUAUUGCAAAGAGUGGACUGAUUCUGCUAGUUUAACUGUGGUUAAUAAAAGUGGCAUUUGUAAAAGCUGUUCCCAAAAGUUGGAAAAAGUGACCUUAACAGAAAUCGAAUUUGAACAAUUAAAGAAUGAUUUUCUUGAGAAUGUUAUUAUUGGAAAGGAUGUAUUUAAUAAAACUAAUCCUAAAGAGCUUGAAAAACUACAACAGUUCUUAAAAAGUAAUAAAAAGUAUGAUGUUGUAAUUGAUGGUUUAAAUGUUGCAUUUUCGGCUGGUGUCAAAUCACCUCAAACUUUUGCAUUUUUGGUUGCUUCUGUUGUUAAACACUUUGUAGAAAAUAAUAAGAAAGUUUUGGUUGUGGGAAGGACACAUAUGAAAAAAUGGCCCAAAAAUUACUGGAAUUAUAUUGCCCACAAUGCAGACUUGUUCCUCGUCGAUUGUUUAUCUCAAGAUGAUCCUUAUCUUUUGUAUUGUGCCUUAAACUCCAAAAAUGAAACUGUACUUGUUAGCAAAGACUUGAUGAGAAGUCAUUUGUUCCGCUUAAACACUUUCAACCAGAAAGGACUGUUCAAAAGGUGGUUAAUGCAGAAUCAGUGGAAAUUGCAAUAUGUCUCCAAAGAUGGAAAAGUUUCCUUUAUGCAUCCACUUCCGUACUUUCGAACCAUUCAAAAAAAUCUAAAUGUUUGGCAUAUCCCUUACGAAUCAAACAAGACGAAGGAAUUUAAAAGGAACAAUCCCAAUUAUGCAUCAUACACCACCGAAUGGGCCUGUAUAAAAUUUCCAACAGCGACUUAAAGAUAAAACUGGCGAGCCUUAUUUUUGUCAUCUACGUUACACCUUUACUGGAAUGUUAUCCCCAAGGAACGCCUCCAUCGCGAGUUCUCCCAAAUUCAAAGGAGCAAUGCACUUUGACCAUUAUUGGGUUUCCUAUUACACCACCCUAUACUGAUUCGAUUGAUAUUGACGAAUGGUGGUAAGUUUUUUCCCCGCUCCUUUUUUAAUUUAUAUUUUACAACACUUGUGCCUGUGCCAAAACUCAUUUAUCCCUCGCUUCCCUACCUACGAUAAAGUGUUUACGUACCAACCAAAAUUUUUGCCAAAUAUUUAUUAUAACGCAGGGUAGUAAAACCGCCUGGAGCAUAAAAAUCAGAACAAGAAAUGGUACCAUAAAAAAAUAACUGGAGAAUGGCGUAGGUGCUGAUAAGGCUUCAUGUGUCUAUAAAUAUUAAUUGUUGUUAUAAAUAUAUUAUUUUUGUCAUUGA